AUGGAAGAGUUUCAGGUCCUUGAGGAUGAAAGGCCUGUGGAUGUCACUGCCCGCCCGAACACAGAUAGCCUGAACAUAAGCUGGAUCUUACCCAAAGGCCGUGUGGAUCAGUUUGAAAUACUGCUCGGACAGAAAUCAAGCCAGACCACUUCUUCCUGGAUUCUUUUCACCAACUUAUCCCCAGGACAACUGUUCCCUGUCACUGUAAUUGCCGUUGCCGGAGAGUUAAGAGCCAGUUCAAAAAACGCAACGUUUGCCACUUAUCCACUUCCACCUGAGCACAUCAACGUUUUGGACAGAACAAACUCCUCACUUGACCUGAGUUGGGCUGUUCACCCACGGAUGCUGGAUGCUCCCAACAUCAGUUACAACAUUACCUACUGGGAAGAUUCUGGUCUGCCUACUGGCCGGGCCUCAUCAGUGAACAAUAGUACAACUCUGUCAUUUCUUCAUUCUGGAACGCAGUAUGAUAUAUCAGUGGAAACCGUGGGACCACAGGAUCUCCUCAGCGAAAAUGUCACAAUCAGAGCUUGUACAAAUCCAAAUCCAGUUUUGAAUCUCAGGGCUUCACCGGAAACCAACACAUCAGUGAAAGUUGAGUGGUCCUACCCACAGGACAACAAGCCACAUUACUCCUACAUCAUUUUGAUUCACCACAACGAAACCAAGAGUGUUGUCAGGAAUCAAACUGUCAAAGACAACUUUUCUAGUAUAACAGAACUGGAUCCAGGGACAAAAUACCAGUUUGCUGUUACCAUAAUUUUCACACCAGAAUGCCAGUCCACACCAGAAGUGUUCUACAGCUUCACAAAACCCAAUGCUGUGUCAGACCUUAAAGUCCAGACUGAGAACACUACAUUCGUCAAACUGAUCUGGUUGAACCAAAUUCAAUAUGGCAGCCCGUCUCUUUACUUGGUGCAAACUUAUCAAGAAUCUGAUCUGAUCUACAAUGACUCGACAGUCGCACAGUCCUACACCAUCCCUGGGCUGACACCUGGAGAAAUAUACACCUUUACUGUCAUAGUGGAGGUAGAAAACGUCCAGUCUGAUGUGAGGAGCAUCAAAGAUCAUAAGAUGAAUCCUGCAGCUGUCACUGACUUACAAGUCUCAGGAAGCACUACUAAUCUGACAGUGAGUUGGACUCUGGCUGAUGGGAGAGUGGAUAACUACGUAGCCGUGCUUUACAACAAAACUCAACAAGUUCAAUCUGAGCAAAACCUCAGCAACAACACUUCUGGCACAACUUUCACUGAACUGAGACCAGGCCUGGAGUAUUGUGUCGAAGUGUCCGCCAAAAGAGGAUCCUUGAAAAGUAAUCGUACUGAAUGCAAUGCAACUUUCCCAAACCCACCAGGGGAAAUGAACGUGAGUCAAACUGAGAGAUCCAUACUGUUUACCUGGGACACUCCUGAGGAUAUGGAAGCAGAUCAGUACUAUUUCACGGUGACCACUCUCAUCGGAACCAACUUCAUCCAAAACAACUCAUUUGCCUUGGAGGACCUGGAGCCUGGAAGCCCCUACAACAUAUCUGUGGCCACUGUUGGCGAUUACAACUACACCAGCAAGAAAGUUACAGAAACCGCUUACACCAAACCAUGUGCUGUCACUGAGUUGCGACAAACUGAAAUCACGGUCGAUUCUGUCACGUUGAUGUGGAAUCAGACGGACUACAAAUCAGAUUAUUCCUUUUUGGUGGAAGUCAGUAACAUCUCCAGUAAAAUCUCCAGUAACAUCUCCAGGGACUUCACGUACACAGCGGAGAUGCUCAUUUCUGGCACUAACUACAGCUUCAGUGUCACAACUCUAACAGCAGAUGGCACUAAAGCUUCUUCAGAGACUGUGUCCUACUUCACAAGGCCUUACAGUGUUAGGGCUUUGACUGCAAACCCAAACACCACUUCUAUUGCUCUGACGUGGGACCAACCACAGCAGUACAAACCUGAAUACACAUAUGUGGUUAUAACAUCCAGUUGUGUAGAAACGCACAACUGUACCAAAGUACGCGAAGAAUCGAUAGAAGUUUCAGAUCUCACUCCAGGAACAAACUACAGCUUCUGUGUGACGGUAACGGCUGCAGAUGGGACAGAAGGAACGCCGGACUGCACGACUCAGUACACCUAUCCGGCAAAAGCAGUUGUCUUCUUCAGUGAGGUCUCUAACUGUUCCAUGCAGAACUUGCGAGCUGGAAGAAAUUACACUGCUGUGGUUAAAACACACAGUGGACCUUACAACGUGUCGUCGGAACCUGUUACUAAUUCUACACUUCCUAACGCUCCAGGAGCCAUCGAUAUUGAGAGCAAAACCACCGGCUCCAUCAACAUCAGCUGGGAGGAAGCCCCUUUGAUGACCGGGGCCGAGUUCCAUUAUCUCAUUGAAAUUACACCUGGAGAAUUCAACACCACCCGAGAGACCAACUAUGAAUUUGAUGGGCUGAUGUCUGGGACGUCUUACAAUGUCUCUGUUACUACGGUCUCAGCUCUGAACUUCCAAAGUGAAAGUGUGCGGAGAGACAUGAUCACCACAAGACCAUUUAGCGUCAAAACCCUGAAGUCAUAUCCGAGUGAGAAGAGUGUUAAACUGAGUUGGGUUGAACCUGAUCAGCAUAAGAUCAGCUACAGAUUCAAAGUGACAGCUCUGAACUCCACCGGGGCCGUUAUCCAAGAGAAUACGACUCAGAAUCCACUUUACACCUUCAGUUCUCUGGAUCCAGGCACUUCCUAUAGGUUCAAUGUCACAACAGAGACCGCCGAUGGUACCGAGGGGGCGUCAGAGGAGACUUCCAACUGCACAGAUGCCAGUGCAGUGAAAUCAUUCAGUUGCAAAGCCCCAAAUGAUCCAAACGCAACAAUAACAUGGUUUUGGGAGAAGCCGAACGGUGGCGUUUCCAGUUUCUCAGUGCAGUUUGGCAAAGAUACAACUCACGAGAAAUGUUGUUCAUUCACAAAAGGAGAUCUUAAGCAUUUUACUGAUUAUACAGCAACAGUGACGACGCAGAGCUGUGGUAAACCCAGCGCAACCUUGAGCAAGACCUGCAAGACCGGAAUCACAGCUCCAGGCAUACCGGAGAACUACAAAUCCAUGCUGAGUUUAAAAAACGUGAAAUACAAUGAGUUCACAAUUGUCAUUAAUCCCAGUCUGCUGAACAACAGCUAUGGACCGAUCAAAUAUGUGGGAGUGUUAGUGACAGAAAAAGCAAAGGAUGUCAACCAAUCAGACGUGGCGCAGUACUUGGAAAACACAUAUGAGCAGUGGAAAGCCAAGACAGUAAAUGUGUAUUUGGCGUCAGUGAUAGAAACAGGGGAACAUGCGAGAACAAGAAGUACGGAAAAGUCUCUUGAGAUACACGUAGGAGAUGUAACUGUGUGGAACAAUCACUAUGACAACGGUCGCCUGGAGGCCAGCAAACAAUACAAUUUUGCUCUUGUUUUAUUCACCAAUCUCACAACCAGGAGUAACGAAUCAGUAAUAAAUGCUGAUUCGUCUCUCUAUUCAUACACUAAUUUUGACAAUGUUGCAAGUCUACCUCCAAAUCCAGUGAUUAUUGGUAUAGCGGUUGGAUCAACAUUGGGCAUUUUCUGUGUGUUGUUUUUUAUUCUGAUUGGAUUUAUCAUUUACUGGAGAAGGUUAUCAAGCAAAGAAUCGUCCGACAUUCAAAUACAUUCCUUAAGAGCUAAAGUGAGCUCCCCUGUGAGAGUUGAAGACUUUGAAGUGUACUACAAGAAACAAAAGGCAGAUUCUAACUGCGGUUUUGCUUCUGAAUAUGAGGACCUUAAAGUCGUUGGUACUGCCCAGUCCAAAAUUAAUGCCCUGAAUCCAGAGAACAAGCCCAAGAAUCGCUACAACAACGUGCUUCCAUUUGAUGCAUCGAGAGUAAAGCUUUCUAUCAUGCAUGGGAAUCCUAUUGAUGACUACAUCAAUGCUAACUACAUACCGGGUUACAACUGCAGGAAGGAGUUUAUUGCAACUCAGGGCCCGUUACCGACCACAGUGGACGACUUCUGGAGGAUGAUCUGGGAGAAAAACGUUCACAGUGUGGUCAUGUUGACCCGCUGCAACGAGCAGGGACGAGUGAAAUGUGAGCAGUACUGGCCUCCUGGCACCAGACACUACGGGAACAUCACUGUGACCACGAUUUCCGAAAUACCUCUUGAAGACUGGACCAUCAGGGACUUUGAUAUAAAAAAUGUUAAGACCGCAGAGACUCGCCAUGUCCGGCAUUUCCACUUCACAGCCUGGCCCGAUCACGGAGUCCCAGAAACCACCGAGCUUCUGAUCAGCUUCCGACAUCUGGUCCGCGAGCACAUGGACCAGUACAGACACUCUCCCACUGUGGUGCACUGCAGUGCUGGUGUGGGUCGCACAGGAACCUUCAUAGCCAUCGACCGCUUGAUAUUCCAGAUUGAAAGGGAAAAUGUGGUGGAUGUCUAUGGUAUUGUCCACGAUAUGCGCAUGCAUCGAGUUCUGAUGGUGCAGACAGAGGACCAAUUUGUGUUCCUCAACCAGUGUGCGCUAGACAUCAUCCGAUCGAGAACUGGCAACAAUGUGGAUCUCAUUUACCAAAACGCCGCCGCAUUCUCCAUUUACGAGAACAUCGAGCUCCAAAAAAGAUAA
This is a messenger RNA of Knipowitschia caucasica, 4611 nucleotides long. The record is from the annotation of a GenBank genome assembly. Lineage: Eukaryota; Metazoa; Chordata; Actinopteri; Gobiiformes; Gobiidae.